Molecule: messenger RNA, 2118 nt
Organism: Pisolithus orientalis
Lineage: Eukaryota; Fungi; Basidiomycota; Agaricomycetes; Boletales; Pisolithaceae
Exons: 6
Biological process (GO): biosynthetic process; secondary metabolic process
Molecular function (GO): CoA-ligase activity
Source: RefSeq, a predicted model, not a curated record
GUUGAUGACGAGGCUAUUCUCUUCUUGACUUCAGGAUCUACCGGUUUUUCGAAAGCCGUCGUCCACACUCACCGUACUAUCUUGGCCGCCUGCCGUUCCAAGGGCGAAAACUAUGGUUUGACUUCGGAGACCAAGAUUCUGAACUGGGUUGGAUUCGAUCACGUUGCGGGUUCGAUCGAAAUGCACUUGGCACCUCUGCUGUACGGCGCUUCCCAAAUUCAUGUGCAUCCCGCUGCUAUCCUCUCCGAUCCUCUUCGCUAUUUCCGCCUGAUAGAAGAAAAGUCUAUCGAAAUUACAUUCGCUCCGAACUUUCUUCUUGCCAAGCUCACAUGUGACCUGGAAAAGCGCAACGAAUUGUUUAGCACCUUCAACCUGUCAUCGCUGAGGCGUAUUAACAGCGGUGGUGAAGCUGUUGUCAGCAAGACUGCCCAGGCAUUCGCUGCUACCCUUAAGAACCUCGCCAAGGAUUCCAACUCGUCCUGCGUUAUCUCUGCCGGUUUUGGUAUGACCGAGACCUGUGCUGGAUGUAUCUACGAUCCUAUUGACGUGCUUGCAAACCCUCCUGCCCGCGAGUUCCUGGAACUCGGCACCCCUAUCCCGGGUUGCGAGAUGCGUAUCGUUGACCCUGAAGACGGCGUCACCAUUCGCCCUGAUGGCGAAAGUGGUGAACUCCAGGUCCGUGGCCCCAUGAUUUUCGUCCGCUACUACAACGACGCGGAGGCAACCUCCUCUUGCUUCGUUGUGGGUGGCUGGUAUCGCACAGGCGACAUCGGUAUCAUCGAGAACGGAAAAAUGCGUCUGAGCGGUCGUAUCAAGGACACUAUCAUCGUCCACGGUAUUUCAUUCAGUAUCCCUGAACUUGAGACCCACCUCCAGACAGUGGAGGGUGUUACACACUCUUUCCUUACUGCUGCGCCAUACCGUGCUCCUGGCCAGGAUACGGAGGGCUUCGUUGUUUUCUACUCUCCCACGUUCAGCCUCGAUGAAGAGGAUGCUCCCGCUAAACUUUACGCAACGCACCGUGCCCUCCGUGACGUCUCUGUCAAGAUGAUCACGCUGUCCCCGCAACAAAUUAUCCCGAUUCCCAUCAACCAGAUGGAGAAGACCACCCUCGGGAAGGUCUCGAGAGCACGUCUCAUCAAGCAGUUCAAGGAGGACCAACUCGGUCAACACAUCGCCCGCGCGGAAGAGUUGCUUAGCUUCGCUCGCGGCGCUAGCUUCGUUUCCCCUUGCACCGAAACAGAGAAGACUCUGGCUCGUAUCUACGCCGAUAUUUUCAACAACAAUAUCAGCGACGUCUCUGCCAGUGACAACUUCUUUGAGUUGGGCGGCACCUCGAUUGAUGUCAUUAGGCUCAAGCGUGAGGCGGAGGCUGCCUUUGGACUUCCCGAAAUCCCAACUAUUCAGAUCCUCAAACGCCCCGUUCUCUCUAGCCUGGCCAGCUACGUCGAUGCUCUGUGCUCCAAGGAGGGUUUCCAAGAGGAGUAUGACCCGAUUGUACCCCUUCAGCUUACUGGCGACAGGACCCCGGUCUUCAUGGUCCACGCAGGUCUCGGUGAAGUCCUCAUCUUUGUCAACUUUGCGAAGUCCUUCCAAAACGAGCGGCCAUUCUACACUCUGCGUUCUCGUGGUUUCGAGUCCGGCCACCCAUUCUUUGGGUCCGUGAAUGAGAUGGUGUCUUGUUAUGCAGCAGCUGUCAAGCGCACCCAACCCAAGGGUCCCUACGCUAUUGCUGGAUAUUCAUACGGUGGUGUUGUUGCCUUUGAAGUCGCGAAGCGCUUGGAAGCGAUGGGCGAUGAAGUCAAAUUUACAGGUGUGAUCGAUAUUCCUCCCCACAUCGCCGACCGGAUGCGCGAAAUUGACUGGACGACGAAUGCCAUUGACUUGAACAACUCACUGAGACCGCUGUCUCGCAAGGAUCAAUUCGACCUGAUCUGGAAGUUGUCUCCGCCGGAACGCCUGAUCGAGUUGCAGGCGACUCUGGAGAAACUUGGCCACUGGCUCGACAUCUCCGGUUCCUUGAUUGAGUGUGGCAAGGAAUACAACCCUUCGGGAUCAGUCCGUGAGUAGCCUUUUUACAUUCGUUCAUGUUUCGUCAUCAUGCAUUAUGCACUGUUG